Panicum hallii is the source of this 765-nucleotide messenger RNA. Its product is annotated as vegetative cell wall protein gp1-like. The transcript is spliced from 2 exons. The coding region runs from base 1 to 765 and encodes 254 amino acids. NCBI's taxonomy places the organism in Eukaryota, Viridiplantae, Streptophyta, Magnoliopsida, Poales, Poaceae. The record is from RefSeq and is a predicted model, not a curated record.
AUGGCGCCGUCCAAGUGCUCGAUCGCGUUCCUCCUCGUCUUCGCCGCCGUGGCAGCCAUCCUCCGCCCCUCGUCGGCGGCCAGGGUCCAGCUGGAAGCGGAAGAGGCUGCUCCACAGCCGCCGUCCUUCUGGCGGCCCCGGAUACCGCUCCCGCCGAUCCCCUGCAUCCCCGGUCUGCCGCGUCCCCGGUUCCUGCCCCCCUGCGACGGCUCCGGCGCGCCGCUGCCACCGCUGCCACCGCUGCCGCCACUGCCACCGGCAGGACGGGUGCCGCUCCCGCCGAUCCCCUGCAUCCCGGGACUGCCGCGCCCCCGGUUCCUGCCACCCUGCAACGACUCCGGCGCGCCGGCGCUGCCGCUGCCGCUCCCGCCGCUCCCUUGCAUCCCGGGCCUGCCGCGGCCCAGCUUCCUGCCACCCUGCGACGGCUCCAGCGGCGCCGCGGCGUCGCCGCAGCCGGCGGAGUGCAGCACGUCCCUAUCGGGGCUGGCGCCGUGCGCGGACUUCCUCACCGCGAACGCCACCAACUUCCUGGCGGCGCCCGCGGCGGCGUGCUGCGACGGGGUCAGGUCGCUGGUGAAGGACGCGCCCGUCUGCCUGUGCCACGUGAUGAGCGGCGACCUCGGCGAGAUCCUGCCGGCGCCCGAGCUGCGCCUGCGCGCGGUGGCGCUCCCCCGCGCGUGCGGCGUCGCCGUGCCGUUCGGCACGCUUCGCCAGUGCUUCAGGGGGCCUGUGCCGCCGAUGGACGCGCCAGCACCGCCGUCGUGA